AUGGAAAGCAACCAAGUUGGUCGCAGCUCGCUUGCCGCCCAGGGAGUGGAGCGACGGCUCUAUGGUGCAGCGACGGGCGAGUCGGAGACGUGGGUUGCUACAGGAGGAUCAGCAGCAGGUCGAACGGAGGCGUGGCUCUUCGUGGUCCUGGGAGUGGCGGUGGGUCGUCGGCGUCGAGCGGAGACGCGGGUUGCUGCGACGAGCGCUACAGAGCAGGUAUUACAUAAGGAAAGAAGAUUUGGUGAUAUCUACAACAGAAAUUAUUCAAACAACUACGAGAUGGAAUGCAAUAAGAAUUUCAACGCUAGGGAUAAUGAGAGUGCGGCUGAUGCCAAUUGUGCUCCGGCCUCUUCUCGUCCUAUCAAGCCGUCAUUUUGGACACAGUGCAGUGCUUGCCACGUGAAGUUUGAAUACUUAAUCUGCUACUCAAACAAGCGACUUCGCUGCCGCAAUUCCAACUGUCGUAAAACCUUUGUCGCCAUCGAGAUUGCACCUCCACCAAUGGAGGGAAAUGGUUCAUCUCCUUCAAAAGCUUUCUUUGAAGCACAACCAUUUCCAAAUAGAAUGAGAAACUAUGUUUACGCAUUAGUUGGAAGGCAGACUUCUCCAACCAAUGCUGGUUCAACAAGCUUCUCGGGUAUUCAUUUGCCCGAAAAGCUUGCUUCUUCAGAUGGUACAUCAAUUAAAUUUGUGAGUGAUAAAGGUGCCCCUGCUCCUGCAUCAUCUUCUCCUCCCUCGGGCGUGCUUGAGCCUAUAGUUCGGCAUCGGAAGAGGGAUCGUGAGGAGGCAGCAACUACAGUCAAAGAGAGGUGCUCAGGGAUGAUUCAAAGGUUGAAAGCUGGUAGUGGUUCGGUGGGCAUGUCCUCAAAUGUUAAUUCCCUAGAAAAUGAAGGGAUUAAAAAAAGUCAAGUUGGGGAAGGUGGCAUGAAUAAGAAAGUCACAGAGGAUGCUAGCCCUGCCGCAUUUGCAAAUGCAAAGAAGGAAAUUUUUCAGAAGAUCAAUGAGUGGAGUAAUGGAAAGGUGAAGGAGGGGUACGGCGAAGAGCAGAAAGCUCCUCCAAAUGGUGCGAAGACAAUUGCAGUUAAGCAUAAGAAGCCCGUAGAUGGUAAAGACAAAGUUCAUUUGAAAAAGCCUUCCCCUGCCAUUUCUAAUGUUGAAACUGAAGCGGAGAACUUUGUCUUCAAGCAAAUGCUUAUAGCCCCAGAUUUUCAUGAUUUCGACAAUGAUCGGACGGAGGUUUCAUUUGCUAAUAAUCAAGUUUGGGCUGUUUAUGAUGAUGAUGACGGGAUGCCCUGUUACUAUGCUCUGAUCCACAAUGUCAUAACAUUGAAACCGUUCAAGGUGUGCAUUAGUUGGCUUGGUUCCAACAGCAACCAAGAACUUGGCUCUAUACCUUGGGUUAAAUCUGGAUUUGCCAAGACCUGUGGGGAUUUGCAGGGAGAUGUUUGGGCUUUGUACAGUAACUGGACAAAUAAUUGGAAUGAGUCCACCCCAAAUGAAGUGAAACACAGCUAUGACCUGGUUGAAGUGAUUGAAGACAACAACGAGGACCGUGGUAUAACCGUUGCUCCACUCACCAAAGUGAAGAAGGUGCGAAUGCUCAUAUUGGAUGCAGUGAGCUUGAUCCUGCAUCCACAGGGACCUGUUGACACAAUCAACGAGCACUUGUCUGUGUAUACUGGAAAGUCGGAAGGCAAAGAAUUGACAAAAAUGGGGAAACUGAUGGAAAACAAAUGGAUGCCAAGAUAG
This is a messenger RNA of Eucalyptus grandis, 1749 nucleotides long. RefSeq lists its product as uncharacterized. The transcript has 5 exons. The coding region runs from base 1 to 1749 and encodes 582 amino acids. The record is from RefSeq and is a predicted model, not a curated record. Lineage: Eukaryota; Viridiplantae; Streptophyta; Magnoliopsida; Myrtales; Myrtaceae.